AUGGCCGACGGGCACGGCUGGUGGAAGCUGACGUUCCUGCGGAAGCGCCAGGCGGCGGCCCCGGUGCUGUACGAGAGCCCCGAGGGCCCCGCGGCGCCCGGCGCGGACGGCGCGGACGGGAGCGGCCCCGAGGGCGGCCCCGGCUUCGCCGCCCGCCUCGAGAAGAUCGUGGACAAGAGCACCAAGGGCAAGCACGUCAAGGUCUCGCACUCCGGGCGCUUCAAGGAGAAGAAGAAAGUGCGGGCGACGCUGGCCGAGCAUCCCAACCUGUGCGGGGCCGGCGAGCGCCAGGAGCAGUGACCCGGCCGGGCUGCGGCCCCGGGCAGGACUCAGGAUGGGAUUUGUGGAAUUGUCCGCGGGAUGGUCCCGGAGCUGCGGGACUGACCCCGGGGCACGGCGGGGCCCGCGCUCCCCGUCCCUGCCUGCCCAGCGCGGACUGGUCCGUACUGGGAUGAAUGAGGACACUCCCCCCGAUCCCAUUCCCAAUCCCAUUCCCAAUCCCAUUCCCAAUCCCAAUCCCAAUCCCCUCCUCCCGUCACUUUUUGGGGCCGAGCCCCUCUCGUGUCCCGAUCCCGAGGGGCUGCGGAGCCGCCGAUGGCCGAGUCCUGCCCGAGAGGGGAUGCGACACUUCCCUGUCCCCAGGGAACGAGCGGCGGGACCGAUCCCCUCCUCCCGCUGCCCGGAGGAGCCGCGCUCCAUUCCCCGGGAAUCCCUCCCCGGAGGAGCCGCAUUUCCCCGGGAAUCUCACCCAGAGGAGCCGCAUUUCCCCGGGAAUCCCUCCCCGGAGGAGCCGCCUUUCCCCGGGAAUCUCACCCAGAGGAGCCGCCUUUCCCCGGGAAUCCCUCCCCGGAGGAGCCGCCUUUCCCCGGGAAUCCCUCCCCGGAGGAGCCGCCUUUCCCUCGGGAAUCCCUCCCCGGAGGAGCCGCCUUUCCCUCGGCAAUCCCUCCCCGGAGGAGCCGCGUUUCCCGAGGAUCGCACCCGGAGGAGCCGCGUUCCAUUCCCCGAGGAUCGCUCCCCGCUGCUGGAAGCGGGGGUCCCACCCCGCUCGCGCCUGCUGCUAAUUAACUGUGGUUAAUAAAGCGAGCCUGGGAGCGGAGGCG
Molecule: messenger RNA, 1100 nt
Organism: Zonotrichia leucophrys gambelii
Lineage: Eukaryota; Metazoa; Chordata; Aves; Passeriformes; Passerellidae
Gene: PRR15L
Product: proline rich 15 like
Exons: 1
Coding region: 1-300 (99 amino acids)
Source: RefSeq, a predicted model, not a curated record